Messenger RNA from Xiphias gladius (swordfish), 1850 nucleotides. RefSeq names its product solute carrier family 24 member 6a (gene slc24a6a). The coding region runs from base 1 to 1842 and encodes 613 amino acids. The record is from RefSeq and is a predicted model, not a curated record. NCBI's taxonomy places the organism in Eukaryota, Metazoa, Chordata, Actinopteri, Istiophoriformes, Xiphiidae. Gene Ontology annotation, cellular component: membrane. The transcript is spliced from 17 exons. Gene Ontology annotation, molecular function: calcium channel activity; calcium, potassium:sodium antiporter activity. Gene Ontology annotation, biological process: intracellular calcium ion homeostasis; calcium ion transmembrane transport.
AUGAAGGCGCCGAGGAGACCGAGGCAGACGCGGCUCCUCCCCCGGUUCUGCGUCUGUGGAGUCGGUCUGGUCGCAGCCGCCUGGAUCUUCCAAUUCAAUGAUGUUACAGGACCCACUGUGGAUCGUGACAUCUCCUUGUCAAAGAGAGAGCUCAUCCAGCAAAAAGAAAACAACCAGACUGACAGUAUUUCUAGAUCCGCUAUCAAUGAGUUCCCUGAAGAUAUCUUUACUCUGGAACAAAGGAGACAGGGAGCAGUAAUCCUUCAUGUUCUCUGUGCUAUCUACAUGUUUCAUGCGCUGGCAAUCGUGUGCGAUGUUUACUUUGUGCCAUCACUGGAAAAAGUAUCAGAGAACCUUCAGCUCAGUCAGGAUGUUGCCGGGGCAACCUUCAUGGCAGCUGGGAGCUCCGCUCCCGAACUCUUCACCUCUUUGAUUGGGGUGUUUAUCACAAAGGGAGAUGUGGGUGUGGGAACUAUUGUGGGAUCAGCUGUCUUUAACAUCCUGGUCAUCAUUGGCAUCUGUGGCAUCUUCUCCAGACAGCCCAUCUCUCUGAGCUGGUGGCCUCUGUUUCGUGAUAGUGUUUUCUACAUCCUGUCCAUACUGGUGCUUAUCCUGGUCAUCUAUGAUGAAAAAGUCUUGUGGUGGGAGACCAUCAUCCUGAUCUCUAUGUACGGAAUCUACAUAAUCAUCAUGAAGUUCAACAGAUCUCUGUGCAGCCUGGUAGAGAGACACUGCAGCAGGGCGGGUCAGCCAUGUCUGAGCAGUGUGCGACGGACGACUGCCGUCGGAAACGUCGGAGACUGUGACAACGACAUGGUGCCGCUGAAGCCAGACUCGUGUGUGGUGGCCGGUCAGGAUACAGGGGUGGUGAUGGUGGAUGAGAUGCUGAACCUACACCCCCACCAGCUCUCCUUCUCAGAGGCAAGCCUCCGCCUUCUAAUCACCCCGCAUUUCCCCCCCUUCACCCGCUUGCACAUGGCAGGACGCAUGGUCAUUAACGAGAGGCAGAGGCUGAUUCGGGCUCGGGUUGGCCCAGAGGAGGGGGCAGCUUCAGGGGAGGAGGGUUCGGGUGCUAGCGGGCCAUGGGAGAGGGAGAACGGCACGGUGGCCGAGGGAGACAGGCAGACGCUGGAGGCAGAGAGGGAGAGGGGUAAAGAGAUGGGGGGGGGGGCAGGUGGGGGAGCGCAGUCCAAUGAUGAAGAGGAAGAGGAGGAAGAGCAGGAGGAAGGAGAGGAGGAGAACGCUCCUUUCAAACCUUUCAUCCUGCCAGAUGGUUGGUGUGUGCGUCUGAAGUGGCUGUUCUCCUGGCCUGUGAGCGUCCUGCUUUACUGCACCAUCCCCGACUGUAACCUGCCGCGAUGGGAGCGCUGGUACCUGCUCACCUUCCUGUCCUCCACGCUUUGGAUAGCCCUCUUCUCCUACCUCAUGGUCUGGAUGGUGACCAUAAUCAGCUACACACUUGGAAUCCCAGAUGUCAUCAUGGGCAUCACUUUUCUGGCAGCCGGCACCAGUGUCCCUGACUGUAUGGCCAGCCUCAUCGUCGCCCGACAAGGGAUGGGUGACAUGGCCGUGUCCAACUCCAUUGGCAGUAACAUCUUUGAUGUGCUGCUGGGCCUGGGCUUCCCCUGGGCACUGAGGACUCUCAUAGUCAGCUAUGGAUCAGUGGUGACUAUCAACAGCAAAGGCCUGGUGUACUCAGUGGUUCUGCUGUUGGCCUCAGUCACACUUACUGUCCUGUGCGUCCAUCUGAACCACUGGAGGUUGGACCGCAGGCUGGGGCUCAGUCUCAUGCUUCUCUACGCCAUCUUCCUCCUCUGCUCUGUCGGCUUCGAGAGGCUGUAGAGGACACA